UGCCUAAUUACAUGGAGCGUUUAGUUUUUGUGUUGUUUUGUUGCAUUGUUUAAUGUGCAAAUUAUAAGCGAAAUAAUUUGGGUUUUGAUGAGGUUGUGAUUAAUUAUUGUACCAUGUUGGUUCUUUUUGUAUUGAUUUUGCAGAAUACGUUUAGAAAAAGAUAAAUAAUGAUUUAGUUCUCCGUGAUGCAAAGGUGUCAUUUCUUGGCACCUCACAAUCUAAAAAUCAUGGCACCUAUGCGCAGAAAAAGCCAUGGAAGUAUAAGGUCACCACAUGUUAAACGAGACAGCCAGUCUCAGGUUGUAAUUGAAGGCUGGCUGUACAAAUUAGAAGGUGGUGCUUUGAAGCAGUGGAAACAACGAUGGUGUGUCUUAGCAGAUUUUUGUCUGUUUUUUUACAAAGGGCCACAUGAAGAAAAAGUAACAUCAUCGAUUUUGCUUCCAAGCUAUAAAAUUAACCCUUGCAGUACAGAAGAUAAAAUAUCAAGAAAAUUUGCUUUCAAAGCUGAACAUCAGAAUAUGAAAACAUAUUAUUUUGCUGCUGAAGAUAAAGAAAGUAUGAAAAGGUGGAUGAAUGCUAUGUCUUUAGCUUCUAUAAUGCAAAAGUUUGUGAAAUCAGAAAAUUUUGAUGCUACUUUUAGCUCUGCUAGCAAUGAUGAUGAAGAAUCAGGAUUUUCUUCAUAUCGCUCCAGACGUUACACUAGCCACAAAUUAAACUCUACGUAUGACCCAAGUUUUAUUCAUGAACCUUUAAAGCAAAGAUCAAACAGUUGUGGUGAUAGAAUGGGAGAAGUGUACCUUGGAAGUGAUGAUAAGUAUCCAAAUACAUUUAAAAGUAUUCCAUCUCAUUUGUACAAAGCAUCUUGCACUCCACAUGAUGCUCCUAGACGACAGCCUUUGUAUGCAAAUGCUCCUCCAAAGCCAAAGCGGCUAACUCAGUCUGAAGGUUUUCCCAUAUAUCCUAAUGAGUGCUAUGACACACGAGAUAGCAUGUCUUCAUCACAAUAUCAUUGUGAAAUGCAGAGCAGUAGAAUACACUCUGGUCAUCAGAACCAAAAUGCUAAAACAUAUCUUCCUAUGGAAACAAAUGUAUCACAUCCACCAAACCAGGAUAUGGAUUAUAGAUCUGCCCCAAAAAACAUCGAUCAUGCUUUUGCUCAAAAUGCAGGUGUUGAACAUUUUUCUGAUGUGUACAAAAAUCAACCACCUAGACCUCAUUCUGCAGAUUUCUUGGAACGGGACUCAGAGUGCCACGUACCCCCUGAUACUGUUAAGUGUUGUGAAAAUUUGCAGCCUCAGAGACCAAAAUCUAGCCUAGAAUGUUAUAAUCGAUAUGUGGAUUCUGAAGAGGAAGAUUUUGAUGAUUACGGGAAGGCUGUCAGGGUUCAAGCUGAUAACUUAUAUGCUAAUAAGAAUUUACUUAAACCUCGUUACUCUCGUGUACCUGCACAAGAAACUUGUAUUUCUACGUCUGAUCAGAAACUUAACAUCCAUUAUGUAGGCAAUAGUUAUUUUAGGAAUAAGGAUUACAUGCCAUCAUCUUAUCGAGCAAAAAGUAUUAUGAACGAACAGCCUGAUGUUUGCCCCCAAACUACCCAAUCAUCUUACCCUCAAAAUUCUAAUAUACAGACCAGCCAAUCCAAAUCAAGAAAGUCGCGUGAAGAGUCUAUGCAGAGGUUACUUGAGUGGAAGCAAAGAAUGCUACAAUCUCCUCUUUCUAAAAGAAAUCAUUUGCAGUCAAAUUCAUCAUCUGAUACAAGUUCUCCAAUGAAUUCCCCGUUAAAAACUGGUAUGCAGAAUCAAUAUCAGAAGCAAGUUAGGAAGGAGUUGGAAUCUCAUGAGGCAGAAUUACGUAAAUAUGCUUUAUCUGGUCAUAAUAAGUAUAGUUAUUCUUCCCCAGAGCCAAAUUCUCAGCCAUAUGCUUGUAAAGUGUAUAAUAAUUAUAUGUCAGGAAAACAGUAUCAAAAUCAACAGGUCUGUGAUUCAAAAGUGCCCAGUUUUGACUAUGAAAGUCAAGGAGACUAUUAUACAGUUUCUAAACCUGUACAGACUAAUUCUAACUUGAGUAUGAAUGACUCACGUGUUUGUAUGACUGAAAACAUUUGUCAAGAAAAUUUGAUGUAUUGUGUUGACUCUGAAAACAAUGAAAUAUUAUUUUCAUAUGAUGACAAUUCAUUUAGCAGUUGUAAUAUAUCUAAAACACUCCAAAACAGCCAUUACCCUCCUCAAAUGCAUUCCUUUAGCACAAUGCAUAAUGUAAGUGAUAUUGGCAAUGAAAGUCAAGACUUGAGUACACAAGAUGGAUGUAAUUCAUCUGAACAGUUAUCUGUUAAAGAUGAGUAUAAAAAGUUCAAUAAUUCUCAAGAAAUGCUAGAUACAAGUAAUUCUUCUGCUGUUGAAUUACAGGCUACUGCUUAUUCAUCUGAUGAUGAAGAUGGCAUAACAGAAGAAUGUGACUUGAAUCCAAGUGCUAAAACUUCUAAGGAACAGAAAAGUGAUAUAUAUGCUAGUUGUGAAGAUCAACUUCUGACAGAUAGAUACCAUUCUUCUUCACCUGAUUAUGUAAAUAUUGGUGCAUUCUCUGGAGAACUUCAGGCAGAUUCCUCACAGAAAAUGUAUUCUGCAAAUGCUCUUUAUAAAAAUCCAUCAGAAAUAAAUCAUGCUGUAUUAAAACCAUUAGAACAAGUUUCCAAAAAUUUGCAUUUUGAUGAUCAACAGAACGCUAAAGUUAUUCAACCUAUUAUGAAACAUCCUGAACUAACAUCAUGUUCAAAUACUUCCAGCAAUUUUAAUAAAGUAGAUCUGGAUCAAUCUGUUGGACACCAACAAUCUGAAGCUCAACUGUAUCAGCAACAGAAAUGUAAAGACAUAGAUUCAAGAUUUAUGUAUGAGGAUGAGGCUGAAUUUGACAUAAAAAGAGAGGACUAUUAUCGUGCUUCCCAAAUAUACUAUGCAUCUACAAGAAUGAAAAAUAAACAUAAUGCAUCUGAGCAGCAUACAGAAUCAAAAGACAUUCUUCCUGCCAGUAGAACACAACCAUAUGCAAAUUUCCCAUGGCACACUGCAUAUGGUAAAGAUAAGAAAAAUUUGUCAAAUCUUGAUAAAGAUGUGGGAAUUCCCCUUCCUGCACCUUCUUGCAAGCUAGUCAAUAAAACAAAUGCACCAAAUGCUAAAAGCAGUUUUCAAUCAACGCACUUAAAUGAUAAAAACCCUUGCAGUAAUUCUCUUGAUUUCAAUCCUCCAGAAAAAAUCACGGAACCAAAAUUAAUCCAAGAUUUCACCGUAGCAGGAGUUGUGUGUGAAACAGAAAAGAAAAGUUUAAGUUAUGAAGAAAUGAGAGGACAACUUUUGCGCAAAAGAGAAGCUCCGCCUCCAAAUAUUGUACAGGAUCGUAUCAAAAAGUUUGAAACUGUAGAUUAUGCUCUUAAAAGUAAUAAGAACAUGAGUGCUGGAAAUGUUACUAGUUCUUCUCUUCCAUCAGACACUCCAGUACAAAAGGAAGCUUUUAUUAGUAGGGGUCUUGGCAAAAGAAGUAGACUUAAAACAAAUCGCAUGAGAUCAAAUAGACGAAUUUUACACAGUGAUUCAGAAGCAGUGGCUAUGGAAGGGACAGAUGAGAGCUCUGAUGAUUUAACAAUGAAAUCAGCACCAAUUUUACUCUCACCAUUGUCUUCCGUUUUGGCUGAUUUAAGGAAAACUGCCGAUUCAGGCAAAGAAAAAUAUAAGCCUCCUUCAAGAGAACCUGUAAUCCAUACUAAUAAUAUGAAGGAAUAUUUUCUUGCAUUCAAUGAUGAUACUUCCAAAAUGACUAGCCAAAAAACUUAUUUGAAAAAGAUCAAUAAAAGAGUUACAGAAUCUCAUGUGAAUGACACUGCCACUGAAUCUCUUGAAAAUGGAGAAGCUGAAUACUUGCCAAUGUGUGGUAUAAAGGUUUUAAAAGAACCAGAAUAUGUAACUAUGAGUAGCAGUAAGCUAUGUUCAAGCUCUGCUAGUGAUCCUAAAUUGAAAAAUACAUCUGAAGGUGAAGAACAUGUGUAUAAUGAACCAUUUUCUCCUCCGCAAAGUUUCUUACAUGAUGUUUAUGAAAAACAGAAGACAAAGCAAUUUCAGUACCACAUGAAGUCCAGCAGUUCAGAUGAUUCUUUGACUGAAAAUAUAUAUGAAAAACCAAUGCAUAGAUAUGGAUCUUCUAGUGGAUCUCGAAGUAUGAAAAGUGAAUACACUCAUAAUUCUGUGCAAGAAACCAAUUUUGUUUUAAUGAGCAGUCUUUCUUGUUCAAAUGUGACAGCUGUUGGGAGAAGUAGUGAAGUUGAUAAUAGAGAUUAUCUGAGGAGUAACAAGAAUAAUGCUUCUCGACGAAAUAUGCAUCAUUAUGAAGAAAUGCAGCUCAGUGUUUCUGUUCCUGAUUUAUUACAGUUACAAGAAAUGAAAGACAGUGAUGCUUCAGAUGCAGAUGAUGAGGCUAGCAGAGAUUUUGAUACAACUGCCAAUGCCCCUUUGUCUUCAUAUCAGUCUUCUGUAUUAGAUCAGUUUCCUAUAGAAAAUGAGAGAAAUAUUGAAAUGAAGCCUGGGUGUAAUUCAUCAUUUAAUUCAGCAAUACCAUGUAAUUCAUCAUUUAAUUCUGAAAUUCCACAUAAUUCUGAAAUUCCAUGCAAAUCUUCAUUUAACUCUGAAAUUGCUACGUUUGCUCAUGAAGAUCACCUUAAUUCUUCUGAUUUGUAUUACUUCCAUCAGUACAGUUCAUCAACAAAUAAUGUUUCAUAUCAAAAAGAGCAUGAAAUUUUACCUCAAGUUAAACCAUUACCAUCAUAUGAAGCCGUAACAUGUUCAAAUUCUGGUUCUGCUUUAGAACUCAAUUGUGGUCAGAUGGUAAUGAAAAAAGAAUCAUCUGAUGAUGAAAAGAAAAUUCAUGUUCGGAAAUUGAGAGUAUAUACCAAAGGCAAAAAGCCUGAAGCGCCAAAAAUUUUCCCUGUGCCAUUUAAUCUAGAAGAUUCUGAGAUAUGUAAAAUCAUAGAACGAAAAGAUGCAAAACAUCUCAAUUCUGUGCCAUCAAGUACUUCCAAACCUAUAAAUUCUAAUGUUCCUGAUGAUGCUUCUUUACUGGAAAGUGCUCCACAGACAGAAACUAAAGAAAUGUGCCAUGAUAAUUCUCUGAUUGAAUCCUCUUGUGUUUCAUAUAAGUCAUCCUACACUCCUGACAUUAUACCAUCCAUAAUAGAGGAUACAAGAUCUUUGCAUGAAAAGUCAUCAACCUCAAAAUCUCCUAAUUCUGCUCCUUAUUAUUAUUCUGAUUUGUUUGGUCAUAGUGAACAGCUAUGUUUGAGGAGAAAUGAAAUGCCAUAUUUUGAUAAGACUAGUCCUCAGAAGAAUAAUCCUGCUCUUUUAAACAACAUUCGAUCCAAAAGUCCAUCUAGUCUUUGUAAAGGGGAUGUUGGAAGAAAAGUUAAUAAAAUUAAUAAUAAAGAAUAUGUUUCUGAUGAUAAGAUUGUACAGAAUGAAAAGCCGUUAAUAAAAUAUUGGAAGGGUGAAGGUACCAAAUGUAACAUUAGAAGUUCUCUUGAUAUUUUUCAGUGUUCUAAAUCUAAAUAUUUAGAUGCAGAGAAAAACAAGUAUGAAGCUGGCCAUACAUUAGAAAAAACUAGAUCAAGCAGUACGAUGUCAUAUUUUAAACACAGAUCCUCCACGCCAGAUCUUAACAUUUGUCAGUAUCAGUCUGAUGAACCAGUUUAUGAGAAUAUUGUAUUUCAACCAAAAUUACCAUUGCAGAAGAGAUUAUCUCAGUCUCUUGAAGGCAUUCCAAAUGCACCUGAAUUCAUUGAUGAAAAGAAGGUACAGUGUAGCCCUGUGUAUGAAAAUAUUCAGUUUUUUAAUCAGAUAGAAUCUGUCGAAAAACAAGUCAAUACAAAUGAUCUUCGAAGUGCUUUACCAUCUCCUGAAGAUAUUAAAACAUCUAACAGGAGUAGUAAACAAAUUUCAAGUGAUGCCUGUGUUUUGCAUUAUCAACAGUUUUCAGAAGUUACACCAUCUGCCCAGCCUUACGAAAGUAGCAGAAUUGAUAAACCUGAUUUGUCUGAUAAUGAUAUUGAUUUUUUAGAUCAAAAUAUGUUACGUCAAGUGAGCAAAAAACAUUUUUUUGGUAAAAACAUUCGAUAUAAUAUCCCGGCUUCCAGCUUCAGAAAUGAAUUAUUUAAGAACUCCUCUGAAUAUCUUAAGGAACCCAGUCUGAUAAAGCAUGAUAAAGGUAACACUUAUAGUGAGAAUAAGUUACUUGAGGCAUCAUCAAUGAAUGCAUUUCCUGACGGAUUCAAGGACAAACCAAAUGAAUCAGAUAGUACAUCAGCCGCUACUUCUUCUUGUGAUGAAGCCUCUUUAGAUUCAGAUGGGAGAUUCAAAAGUGCAAAUAGUAAAGUGAAAUAUCAUGGUUUUUCAAGAGCUUCUUCCAGCUUUGAAAGUAAUGUGAAAGAGCCAAGCUAUGUAAAGAAACUUGUCCAGCAGUCAGAAGGCCUUAUGUGUAAAGGAAAGAGAUUAAGUGUAUCAGCGGGUGAUCUUCUAGGGAAAACACAUGAAGAAUUGGUGCUUCUCUUAAUUCAGCUGAGACGUAAUCAGGCAAAAAUCUUAAGGUCUAAAGAAAAAUUAGAGCAACAGUUGGAGAAUGAGCAGAAGUUACCUCAACAGUCUUCUCUUGGGCAGCAGUUGCCUUCCCAGAAUUACAAAGAGAUACGAUUACAGAUACGGCAGCUAGAGAAUCAGUAUGAAGUCACUCAACCUCUUGUAACAUUAGUUGACAACAUGGUAAAACUUGGGAGCUUAUAUGGAAGUAGUCAUCGCAGGAGUUUUUCUCUUCCACUUCUAGAUUCUUCACAAGAUGAACCAAGGCAUUCUGUUGAAGUCGCACAGUCUCCUGAACAUGUUGGUGAAUCAAGUAUUUUAUCUAAGUUAUUAACAGAAGAAAAUAAUUUGCAGAAACGCAUCAGUGAAAUUUAUAGUCUGGACAAAGGCUUACGACAUGAGACUAACAGUAUUACUUCCUUGCAUCAAGACAAGAAAAUGUUGGAACAUACACUUUGUGGAAUGCAAAAUAAAAUUUUAGAUCAUCAGGAUAAGCCUGGAGAAUUGCAGAAACUACGAAAGCAACAAAGAAUGAUAGAAAAAGAAUUAGUGCGUGUAAAACGUCUUCUCAGCACAAGUGCAAAAAAAAUUGAAGAUGCUGCAUCUAAAAAUGACCAAAUGGAGCAAGAAAUAUUAUUGUUGAGACAGAUAUUACAACAAGCCUUAAAAACUGGAUCAUCAGAUUUACAAGCAUCUCAGCACAAUAGAGCUGAUUUAGAAGCAGAGCUUACUCGAUUGCAGAAUGUUCUAGAUGAGCUUGCAAAUCACCGUCAUGAAAUUAACAACACAGUUGAAAAAUUGAAAAGCGAAGCACGUUCAAGCAUGUCUAAGGGAACUGAAGUCAGAGCAAGUCCAACUGGUGUUGCAGGUUCAGCACCACUUCCUUUACGUAAGAAGCAACAUAGUACAUAUUUGGAAACUGAUUUGGACACAAUGACAAUGAGAGAUUUAGCAAUAAUCCAUGAAAAAGAUGGGGAUGAUAUACCAGUAUAUGCAAAUGCUGAAGAAAUAAAUAGU
This is a messenger RNA of Stegodyphus dumicola, 7625 nucleotides long. RefSeq lists its product as uncharacterized. Lineage: Eukaryota; Metazoa; Arthropoda; Arachnida; Araneae; Eresidae. The record is from RefSeq and is a predicted model, not a curated record.